AUGGCUAUUAAGUCUGCAAUCUUACUUGCAUUUGCCACCUCAGUGAUUCUGGUGCUAGUUACUGGUAUAAAUGCCGGUGACAUCGCAAUCUACUGGGGUCAGAACAGUGACGAGGGCACAUUGGCGGAGACAUGUGCGACCGGCAACUAUGACUUUGUGAGCUUAGCAUUCCUUCCAACGUUUGGCAAUGGCCAGACUCCAAUGAUCAACCUUGCUGGUCAUUGUGAUCCGUAUAGCAAUGGAUGCACUAAUUUAAGCUCAGACAUCAAAUCAUGUCAAGCACAAGGGAUUAAAGUAAUACUUUCACUAGGAGGAGGUGCAGGGAGCUAUUACCUUGCCUCAUCUGACGACGCGAGACAAGUUGCGACCUACUUGUGGAACAAUUUCUUGGGCGGAGAAUCGGCCUCUCGACCUUUCGGUGAUGCCAUUUUGGACGGAAUUGAUUUUGAUAUCGAAGGUGGAACAAACCAACACUGGGAUGAUCUUGCGAAGUAUCUCUCCGGGUAUAGCCAACGCAGCAAGAAAGUAUACUUGACGGCAGCCCCACAGUGUCCAUUCCCUGAUGCUUGGGUUGGGGGUGCCCUUAAAACGGGCCUUUUUGACUAUGUCUGGGUACAAUUCUAUAACAACCCUCAAUGCGAAUACAUAGAUGGUGAUAUUACAAACCUUGAAAAUGCAUGGAAGCAAUGGACUACAAAUGUUCCAGCUACCAAAAUUUUCUUAGGACUCCCGGCAUCACCCGAGGCAGCUGGUAGGGGCUUUAUCCCUGAAUCGGAUCUUAUUUCUCAAGUACUUCCUGCCAUCAAAGGUUCCACCAAGUAUGGAGGCGUAAUGCUGUGGUCUAAUUACUAUGAUAAUCAGACUGGAUACAGUUCAGCCAUUAAAAAUUAUGUGUAA
Gossypium raimondii (Peruvian cotton) is the source of this 897-nucleotide messenger RNA. RefSeq names its product acidic endochitinase. Gene Ontology annotation, cellular component: extracellular region. NCBI's taxonomy places the organism in Eukaryota, Viridiplantae, Streptophyta, Magnoliopsida, Malvales, Malvaceae. Gene Ontology annotation, molecular function: chitinase activity. The transcript has a single exon. The record is from RefSeq and is a predicted model, not a curated record. Gene Ontology annotation, biological process: carbohydrate metabolic process. The coding region runs from base 1 to 897 and encodes 298 amino acids.